AUGGCUCGCUUCUCAUCGAAACGCACUCUCGAAGAGAUAGUCAACAAAUCGGACUCUGACGACUCUGAUUAUGACGACCAUGCCGCACGACCGUCGAGAUCAUCGCGCAAGUCCAAGAAGCAGUCAAAGCCCGCUAAGAAACGACGACGACGCGGUUCCGAUGAUGACGAUAUCGUAUCGGAUGAUGAUCUUCUAAGUGAAGUCGAUGAACUUUCUUAUGAGGAAUCGGAAGAAGAAGACGAUGGUACCGUUGAGAAAAAUGCAAGAGGUCUCAGGCGUCGAAAGGCUGUUAAGAAUCGUCCCUUGUACAAGGAGGACUCCGACGACGAGGAACAAUCGGAGGAAGAGGAAGAGGAAGAUGAAGAUGAUGACGAAGAAAAGGAAACGAAACCUCCCCCAAAAACUCGAAGAAACGUGAUUACACUCAAACUCGGCCAGGCUGCAAAAAAACAAGCCGCGCUCGACGAAAAUCAACGUACCAGACGCAGCACCCGCCAUAAUCGUGAUCCUUCGGAGGACAUCUAUGCAUUGACCAAUUCGGGACGGCACGUAGAAACCAUUGAGGAGGGCGUUGUUGCUGCAGCUCAAGCACCUCGCAGCACACGCCGUGCCUCGAAAACCGUGGCAGGCGCGACACCAAUCGAAGAAGAAGACGAAAACGGUUCAAACAAUGUCAGGUCCAUCGAUGAGAGUGCCGAAACAAAGCAAUCUCAGUUGGAGGUCCUAGAAAGUGAUCCUCCAAAUGACUACGAUGAUGAUGUACCGAAGGACACCACUGAAAAUGCUGACGUUGAAAUGGCCGACGAUGGUGUUAUUCCGGAAUCCGACAAUGAAGCACCAAAAGCGGAAGGCGAGGACGAGGACGAUGAAGACGAAGGUCCGGUCACACGGAGAAGGAACAGACCGAGUCAAAAGUCUCCUGAUAUCGAGCCAGACUCGCAAGCAGACGAUGGUUCUACAGCCAGACGCAGCCGAAAACAACCCCCCCGCUCAUCUCAACGUAAACAAGAUGAUAGUUCUGAUUUUGAGCCCGGCGAAGAAGAGUCCGAGGAUGACGACUUGGUUGAGUCGGACUCAAAUGCCUCACCGCGCAAGGAACAAACCGCGCAAGACGAUAAUAGCAGCAACGGUAGACGACCUGGUCUACGAGCGCGAAAGUCGCAGUCUCGCGGACGGGAUUCCGAAGCAUACGUCGAUGAAGCGGAGGAGCUAGCCGAAGAGCUUCAAGACUUGCAACCAUCACGUCGUCGCAGGAGGAACGUUGAAACCAUCACGUAUGAGGACAAGCCUCGUCGUAGUAGAAAGGAUGUUGAUUACCGUCUCAUUCGGCCAGACUUGAUCCUACCCAUUGAAGAAGAGGAGAGCGAACUCGUAGUAAACGAGUCUCCUUCUCGUCGUGGACGUGGUGCAACCGGAGCCUGGCAGCGCACCCUCUUCUCAACGUCGGGACCUUUUGGUGGUGGUGGCCCUGCCGCUAUUCUGGGACCUCCUGGUGCGCCAGGGGCCACUACAAAUGUCGAUAGCGACAGUAGUGACGAUGAGGUCAUGCAGCUGAAAGGUGGUCCAUCUGCAUCAGGAGCGCUCGCCCCGGGUCUUGGAGGUAUCGGAUUGCCGCCUGCUCAAGCUCAUAAUGCGGAAGCCGCUGCUCCUGGUCUUUCAGGAACGCCUGCCAACUUUGGAAAAGUCAAGGAUAAACAAGCAUUGGCCGAUGCCGAUCCUCUGGGCAUCGAUCCGAACGUUAACUUCGACAGCGUGGGUGGUUUACAAGGUCACAUUGACCAGUUGAAAGAGAUGGUAGCCUUGCCUUUAUUGUAUCCCGAGAUCUUUCAGCGCUUUCACAUCGUACCGCCGCGUGGAGUUUUGUUUCAUGGACCUCCAGGAACUGGUAAGACAUUGAUGGCGCGUGCUCUUGCGUCAAGUGUCAGUUCCGAAGGACGAAAAGUCACAUUCUACAUGAGGAAGGGUGCCGAUGCUUUAAGUAAAUGGGUUGGUGAAGCUGAAAGACAGCUACGGUUGCUCUUUGAGGAAGCUCGCAAAACUCAACCUAGUAUCAUCUUUUUUGAUGAGAUUGAUGGACUUGCACCUGUGAGAUCAAGCAAGCAAGAGCAGAUCCAUGCAUCCAUUGUCUCUACUCUGUUAGCUUUGAUGGAUGGUAUGGAUGGUAGAGGUCAGGUCAUCGUUAUUGGAGCCACCAAUCGACCUGACUCAAUCGACCCUGCUUUGCGUCGUCCUGGCCGAUUCGAUCGCGAAUUCUACUUCCCUUUACCGAGCAAGGAUGGCCGACGUGCCAUUUUGGAUAUUCACACCAAGAACUGGAAUCCUCCUCUGCCAGAACCUAUAAAGGAUGAAUUGGCUGAGUUGACCAAGGGCUAUGGUGGUGCUGAUCUUCGUGCCCUUUGUACGGAAUCUGCUCUCAAUGCAGUGCAAAGACAGUAUCCACAGAUUUACAAAUCCAGUCAAAAGUUACUUAUCGACCCCAAGACGAUCGAAGUCACGCCCAAAGACUUCAUGAUUUCUAUCAAGAAGAUUGUUCCGUCAUCAGAACGAUCUACAUCAUCAGGGGCUACACCAUUACCCAAAAGUAUCGAGCCCUUGUUGCGUGAUCGCUUCGUGGAGAUCAAACAUAUUCUCGCCAACAUACUUCCUCAAUCAAAACGGCUAACUGCCUUGGAGGAAGCUGAGUUUGAAGAGCCUCAAGGCGGAGUAAGUUUCAAAAGAGAGCAAAUGCUUCAAGAAUUCGAGACUUCUCGCAUAUUUAGACCUCGCCUUCUCAUUCGAGGCUUACAGGGAAUGGGACAGCAGUAUCUAGCUGGCGCUGUCCUUCACCAUUUUGAGGGUCUACAUGUUCAGUCUUUUGAUCUCCCCACUCUACUCAGCGACUCUACGAGAUCACCAGAAGCUACCGUUGUUCAGCUUUUUGCCGAGGUCAAGCGUCACAAGCCAAGUGUCAUCUACAUUCCCAAUGUGCAAACGUGGUAUGAUACUGUAGGUCCAGUAGUGGUAUCUACUUUCAAUGGCCUUCUUCGUUCUAUUCCUCCGACGGAUCCUGUUCUCCUCCUUGGAGUACUUGAAGACGGUGAAGAUUCUCAUGAUCCAGCGAUGUUGAAGUCGCUCUUUGGAUACUCCCAGAAGAACAUUUAUACUCUUCCGCCUCCAGGCCAGCCUGCCAGAUAUGAGUAUUUUGGCAGGAUAACGGAAUAUUUGAAGACUUCCCCACCCGAUUUCCCUGACCCAGAAAACCGGAAAAAGAGAAGGUUAGAAACUCUUGAAGUCGCACCUCCUCCACCGCCAAAGCCAGCACCGCCUCUAAGUAAGGAGCAACAGAAAGCACAAAGGAGAAAAGAUCGCCAGACCUUGAAUCUCCUCAAAAUCAGGAUUCAGCCUAUCAUGGACCAGAUUAAAAAAUACAAGCGAUUCAGAACUGGUGUGAUUGAUGAUUCUCAGAUUCGCUACUUGUUCGAAGAGGACGAUCCUUCCAUUCUUACCAGCGAUCUGCCACCGGAACAACAAACGGUGUUCCGGCCCUUUGAGAAAGCCGAGGAUAAGCACGGAGUUCCCGGUCUGAGGGAGACUGCAACCGGUAGAUUCUUCUACAACUUGGAAAUCGUGACCAUCGAGAAGCGUCUAUCUAAUGGCUAUUACAAGAGGCCGAAGGAUUUCUUGGCUGAUAUCAAGAGAAUUGCCAAGGAUGCUCGCUCUUUGGGCGAUCAGGAGCGUCUCCUGCGUGCCAACGAACUCUUGACUAAUGUCGAAGUAGACAUCGGUGGUAUUGAACAGACAGAUCCUGUCCUGGUAGCAGAGUGUGAGGCUGUUUACAAUCGCGAAAUGGAACGAGAGAAAGAAGCUCUUGAACAUGCUAAAAAAAAAAAUCCUUCAAGCGAUAUGCCUCCACCAAACAGUAAUGUACCGCAUGGCAACACCGACUCUAGUCUAUCCUCGGGUCCUAUCGUUCUAGGUCAACCGUUUGUCAAUGGAGCUAGAUCUAUGACACCUUCGCGUCUUUCAAAUGUUGUUUCUGCAAGCAACGGACUUCAUGGUGGUAGCGGUGAUGAUCUCAACCAAAAUGAUAUUUCAAAGAGCGACCAGUCUCGCGUAGAAGAUGGAGAUACGCUCAUGACGAAUUCAGAUGAGCUAGAUUUCUCUGGUCGUCUUACAGCAAACAGUUCUUUUGGCCAAUCCGCUCAGCCAAAACACCCACUCUCGAACACCGCACCCUCGCUUCAAAUUAGAAGAGAAUCGGGAAUUUCGAGUCUAUCGCAAAUGGCACCGAUGACACCGAUGGCUCCUGGAUCUCAGCCAAACGACUAUAGUAAUGAUGCUUCUACAACACAAACGACAUCUGACAAGAAGACGGAUCAAUCGACAGGGCCACAUCUGCAUACACAAAGUCCUGUUACUGGAAGCGGACCACGAGUGGAUUACCCUGACUUGACUUCAUAUCCUGACCGUAUUUCUCAGGAGGAGCAUCUUCCUGAUACCCAGCAAGAUUACCCAUAUUCUCAGAACAGUCAUAUGAACGGAAGUCAAUCACAGCGUGGUCUCCAACGCCCAGGCACUGCUCCAAAACACUCUGCGCCAGCAGCGGAUAUUAAGUCUCUUUUGAACAAUGAAGAACAGCCACCGCGCCUUAUCAUUGAUCACGGCUACAUCGACAAACUCCGCACAGAAUUGACACUACGCACAAGCGGUUGCACAGUCGAACAACUUGAACAGAUCAACACUCAUUUAAUGGACUGUCUCUGGAAGAAGCGCGGAGAAUGGGACAGAACCAAAGUCGCCGUUUUGCUGCAGGAAGAAUUCAACGAGGUGUUUCAAGACAUGCAGCAAAACCAGGAGUUUAUGUCCAUGAGCCAACCCACGAAGGAACAGUUAACUUCGAGGGGAGUAAUCGCACCUCACAAUCUAUGA
This is a messenger RNA of Talaromyces marneffei, 4908 nucleotides long. RefSeq lists its product as uncharacterized. Gene Ontology annotation, molecular function: ATP binding; histone binding; ATP hydrolysis activity. Gene Ontology annotation, biological process: positive regulation of transcription by RNA polymerase II. The record is from RefSeq and is a predicted model, not a curated record. The coding region runs from base 1 to 4908 and encodes 1635 amino acids. Gene Ontology annotation, cellular component: nucleus. Lineage: Eukaryota; Fungi; Ascomycota; Eurotiomycetes; Eurotiales; Trichocomaceae. The transcript has 3 exons.